AUGGGGGAAACCACGGCGUUUUCGAGCCAUACGGCUGAUACAAACAUUGGAGGCGUUAAGUCGGUCGCCAUUAUUGGCGCUGGUCCUUCUGGUUUAUCUGCGGCCAAGUACUUGUCGGCGGAAGAGUCCAUAAAUCAGGUCGACGUUUUUGAACAGCGUCCUCAUACGGGCGGCCUGUGGAACUACACGCCUCAGCACCGUCGAGACAACUUUGCCAUUGUGCCACAGACGAGUCCCUUUGUUGGCGAGGAUCAACCCGUGCCCGCUUCCCACGGUGUAUCCGGGGCCGAAUUCGUGAGCCCUAUUUAUGAGAGACUCGAGACCAACAAUGCCACACCACUCAUGGGGUUUGGGGAUUUCCCAUUCCCUGAAAACAGUCAGCUUUUUGCUACCCAUGACACUGUUCGGAAAUACGUGCAGGCCUACGGAAAGGGCGUCGAGCACAUGAUUCAAUUCAACACUCAGGUUGUGGAUGUGCGACUUAUUCCAGCUACCGCGAGUUCGAGAGACUCAUGGUCUGUCACCACUCAAAGAUUUGCAGAUAAAGAGGUCAACACUACAGUAUACGACGCAGUCGUGGUUGCCAGCGGGCACUUCACCGUCCCUUGGAUACCUGACAUUCCUGGGAUGAAGGCAUGGGAAACGAAAUUCCCGGGCUCAAUCCAUCAUGCCAAGUACUUCCGCCGGCCUGAGGACUACUCAGGCAAGAAAGUGAUAGUCGUUGGCAACAAUGCCUCUGGAAUCGACAUUGGUGCUCAGAUCAAUACUUAUUGCAACAAGCCCAUCAUCUUCUCGCAGCGCAAGGAAUCUCUUACCAACCAAGGUCUGCCACCUAUCAUUGGGAAGGUCACCCAUCCAGAAAUUGUGGAAUACCUCCCCGAGCCCAAGCGGACCGUCAAGUUCACUGAUGGGUCGACGGAGGAGAAUGUUGACAUUAUCCUCUAUGCCACGGGAUACCUAUACUCGUUACCCUUCUUGGAAUCCUUACAGGACACAUCGUUCCCACCAAUUGGAGAUGGCACCCGCGUUCAGCACACAUACCGUCAUCUCAUUUAUCGACCAAAUCCAACAUUGUCUUUCCUCACUUUGAAUCAGAACCUCAUUCCUUAUCCCCACAGUGAAGCUCAGAGCACGGUGCUCGCCCAUCUUUUUACAGGUCGCCUAACCCUCCCUACAGAUGACGAGAUGCGCCGCUGGGAGACAAAGAGGCUGGAGGAGACUGGGAGUGCUGGAUUUCAUACAUUACCUGUUUCUGAUCCGGAUCAGACUCCGGGUAUCUGCCUCUGGGGCUCGCAAGCGUCAGGUUCGGCGGCCAAGGUCCUAAUACCAUGGACUCAAAAACAUCUUUGGAUCUGGGAGAAUAUGCCGGCGUUAAGAAGGGCAUUUGUAUCUAUGGGUGAGAAGAGAAGGGGUGUGACCAGUGUUGAACAGCUCAGAUUAGCAUCUGGUUUGCCAGCCUUCUGGGAGACUACGGGGUCGGUAGCCUCGACCAAGUUAUAG
Messenger RNA from Clonostachys byssicola, 1500 nucleotides. The record is from the annotation of a GenBank genome assembly. Lineage: Eukaryota; Fungi; Ascomycota; Sordariomycetes; Hypocreales; Bionectriaceae.